AGUAGUUGUGCUACGGCUGUCCCCCGGAACAAAGCCCGGCCAACGAGGGUAGGCACGGCGCAUUCCGCGGCGAGAGGCAGUUGCUAGCAUGGCAGAUGCAACGGUGAAGCUUGUGCUGGGGAUGGAGGGGACGGAUGAGAAGUUUGAAGUUGUGGUGGGCUCGUACGAUGAGCUCUCGAGCGAGGCCAAGAAGCAGUGGCGCGAGCUGUACGGCAAGGCGCUGUCACACCGGAUGGUUGUGGGCGGGAACAAAGUGACGCGCGACGACUUUGGGGCGCUCAAGCCCGGGACGCUGGUCAUGCUUGAGGCCAAGGAAGAGAAAAAGUCCAAGUCCAAGUCCAAGUCCAAGUCCAAGUCGAAAUCCAAGUCCAAGUCCAAGUCCAAGUUGCGCGGGUCGAUGGGCUCGCGGGCGUCAUCGUCUGUGGAGAUUUCCGACAUCGACGCAAGGGACAUGAAGCUGGCCGACUUUGACAUCAUCAAGACGGUGGGCACGGGCACGUUUGGGCGCGUCCUGCUUGCCAACUUUUCCAAGAAUGGCUCUGUCUACGCCAUCAAGUGUCUCCGCAAGGCAGACAUUCUGCGGCAGAAGCAGCUGCGGCACGUCAAGUCUGAGACCGAGAUCCUUGCGCGGAUCUCGCACCCUUUAUUGUUAACAUGAGGUGGUGCUUCCAGGACCUCCGCAAUGUGUACAUGGUGCUCGACUAUGUCGUCGGCGGUGAGCUCUUUACCUACCUCGGCAACCUCGGACAGUUCACCAAGCGUAUGACCGUCUUCUUUGCCGCCGAAAUCGUCCUCGUCCUCGAGUACCUGCACUCACUCGGCAUUGUCUACCGCGAUCUCAAGCCCGAAAACGUGCUCAUCGACCGCGAUGGCCACAUCCGCAUCACCGACUUUGGUUUUGCCAAGUACCUCGACGACUCCACCUUUACCGUCUGCGGCACCGUCGACUACCUUGCGCCCGAAAUCAUUAAGAAGCAGGGCCACGGGUUCGGCGUCGACAUUUGGGCCGUCGGCGUCCUCAUCUACGAGAUGCUCGCCGGCGUCCCGCCCUUUGACGACGACUGCCAGAUCGCAGUCUGCACUCGAAUCCUCGACGUUGACCUCGACUUUCCACCCGAGUUUGACGAUGACACCAUCGACAUUGUCGAGGGCCUCUGCACCGAGGAGGAGGAGGAUCGCCUUGGCUGUGGCCCGCGCGGCUUUGCAGAGAUCAAGGAGCAUCCGUUCUUUUCCACUGUCGACUGGGACGCCGCUCUCAAGCGCAAGAUGAUGCCACCCUUUGUCCCGGCCGUCGACGAGGAAGACGACACCUCGUGCUUCCCCGACUACGACGAGGUCGAUGUCACAGCCCUCGAAGCCGAGGACUACGAUGUUGACCAGGAGCUGUUCAGCGAGUUUUGCAAGCGGGAAUGACUGCCGAAAACAACACCUUGUGUCCA
This is a messenger RNA of Thecamonas trahens ATCC 50062, 1439 nucleotides long. RefSeq names its product AGC/PKA protein kinase. Lineage: Eukaryota; Apusomonadida; Apusomonadidae. Gene Ontology annotation, cellular component: cAMP-dependent protein kinase complex. The coding region runs from base 655 to 1413 and encodes 252 amino acids. Gene Ontology annotation, molecular function: cAMP-dependent protein kinase activity; ATP binding. The transcript has a single exon. Gene Ontology annotation, biological process: signal transduction; peptidyl-serine phosphorylation. The record is from RefSeq and is a predicted model, not a curated record.